Lathyrus sativus (Indian pea) is the source of this 1566-nucleotide messenger RNA. Lineage: Eukaryota; Viridiplantae; Streptophyta; Magnoliopsida; Fabales; Fabaceae. The record is from the annotation of a GenBank genome assembly.
AUGACUGCUGCUUUGUCCCAAAGAGAAGAACAAAUAGAGAAUGUUUCAAAUAGAACCAUUCCCAAAGUACUAAUCCAAUGUGAAGAAUGCAAAUCUAACCCCUCAAAGUACAAGUGUCCGGGUUGCUCGAUACAAUCGUGCAGUCUUCCUUGUGUAAAAGCUCACAAAGCUCGGACCGGGUGUAAUGGCAAGAGGAACCAGACUCAAUUUGUUCCUAUUUCACAAUUUGAUGACAAUAUCUUGUUAUCUGAUUAUAAUUUGCUGGAGGAAGUGAAGAGAGUGGCUGAAGUUGCUUCAAAAACGAGAACAAAGUUAGGCGUGUCUACAUAUUUUAAGUUGCCUUAUCACCUCAAAAGCCUGCAACGUGCUGCUGGAAGCCGGAGAACAAAACUAUUGUUUCUCCCUAAUGGAAUGUCAAAAAGAGAGAAUAAUCAUUCUCGAUUUGACAAUAGGGAGAAGUCUAUACAUUGGACAAUAGAAUGGCGUUUUCACUCGACAAAUAUUGUUUUGCACGACCACGGAGUUCAUGAAGAUACAAGCUUUUGCACCAUUCUAGAGAAGCACCUCAAACCAGGUCCUUGGAAUCAUCAACUAAAGGAAUUUUGUGAUGACCAUGAUCGUCUCAAGCUCUUCAUUCGUAAAUAUCCAAAGGGUCCCAAGUCACCCUUCAAAGAAUUGGAUAUGAAAGCACCAAUCAAACAACAAUUGAAAAAUAUAGUCAUUUUGGAGUAUCCCGUUGUUUUUGUUUUCUUGCCGUCUCACACUAUCAAUUUCGAAGUUAUUAAGAACGUCAUUCCUAGUAUGCCUAAAUCACUGCAGAAAGAUAGUGAAGUUAACCUAAUACCAGAAGGUGUGUCGUUCAGGGAAGAGGAGAUUGGAGAUGACAACAACUCCGAUGAUCCUAAGGUUUUUGAUCUUCUGAAGCAUGUAGAAUCAAGUCCAUCACAUCAAGUGCAUACUGAAAAUACGCCUUCCGAGAAAGCACCUAAUGAUACUAAGGUUUUUGAUCUUUUGAAGUAUGCAGAAUCAAGUCCAUCACAUCAAGUGCUUACUGAAAAUAUGCCUUCCGAGAAAGCACCUAAUGAUCCUAAGGUUUUUGAUCUUUUGAAGCAUGCAGAAUCAAGUCCAUCACAUCAAGUGCUUACUGAAAAUACACCUUCCGAGAAAGCACCUAAUGAUCCUAAGGUUUUUGAUCUUUUGAAGCAUGCAGAAUCAAGUCCAUCACAUCAAGUGCUUACUGAAAAUACGCUUUUCGAGAAAGCACCAAAUUAUACAUUAGAUAUACCAGUGUUUCAAGGAGAUGUUAAGAGAAAUUUUUCGCCCUCAUGUUUCAUAGACACGGAUUUACAAUUGUCUGAAUCUGGGAUGUUCGACUUUGAACAAGAUCUUAUGUUUGAAGGUCAUUCCUAUGAUCUUAUGUAUCAAUUCAAUCCCCAAGUCUUCCCAGAGUUUGAUUGUGAAUUUGCAAAGAAAGAUGAAACCGAAAUAGAUGUGUUUGACGCCAUUAACCAGCUCCCUGAGAUACGGCAGACGGAGCAAUUGGAGGAAGGGGAGAUUCCCGAUUGA